AAAAAAUAUAUUGUCAAUUCAUGUCUCAUAUUUAACAUAAACUUCAUUUCUAAUUUGGAAAAUUGUUUGUGUAAGUUUUAUAUAAAAUUCAAAUUUUAGGACGUAAGAGAAUCAAGUCACGCGAUAGCUUGAUUGAAACGCCUAGGAACUUCCGUUCUCGCUUGUCAGCUGAUCAAUCCUAUUCCUGUCUGCUUGACUGUAAUCGAAAAUAUGUCUGGAAAAGAUAAACUUCCAAUUUUCCCCUCUCGGGGUGCACAGAUGUUAAUGAAAUCACGUCUACAAGGAGCAACAAAAGGUCAUGGGUUACUCAAGAAAAAGGCUGACGCGUUGCAGAUGCGUUUUAGAAUGAUUCUAGGAAAAAUUAUAGAGACAAAAACUCUUAUGGGAGAAGUAAUGAAAGAAGCUGCCUUUUCUUUAGCCGAAGCAAAAUUUGCUACUGGUGACUUUAAUCAAGUUGUUCUACAAAAUGUCACCAAGGCACAAAUUAAGAUUCGUUCAAAAAAGGACAAUGUCGCUGGUGUUAAUCUUCCAGUAUUUGAAUCGUAUCAAGACGGUAGCGAUACUUAUGAGUUAGCUGGAUUGGCUAGAGGUGGACAGCAAUUAACGAAACUAAAGAAAAACUAUCAGAAAGCAGUUAAAUUAUUAGUAGAAUUGGCAUCUUUACAAACAAGUUUUGUAACCCUAGAUGAAGUCAUUAAAAUUACAAAUCGUCGUGUAAAUGCCAUUGAACAUGUUAUCAUUCCAAGAAUCGAAAGAACUCUCGCAUAUAUUAUAUCUGAAUUAGAUGAACUCGAAAGAGAAGAAUUCUAUCGUUUAAAGAAGAUUCAAGAUAAGAAGAAAAUAGCAAAAACGAAGUCCGAGGCAGCUAGAGCAGUAAUGAUUGCUGCUGGUAAAGAAUCAGAAGCGGCGAAUAUGUUGGACGAAGGAGACGAGGAUUUACUCUUUUAAACUAUGUACAGAGUACGUUCGUGCAUAUUUUAUUAUUAAGAAUAAACCACGAAAAUAAGUAGAAAUAUUUGAAAAAGCAAAUCUUCGAAAUGUCACGAAGUGCGAUUUCAUAGUUCGUUCUUGGUCAAUAAGUUGCAACUCUAAAGAGACACAAUUUCAUUUGAUGUAAUCUUUGAGAAAGAUAAACAUUAACAAUACCAUCUCCUUGUUCAUAGACCCAUGCUAAUAUUUUAAAAAUAUAUUUAUAGAGUAAAUCCGUAUUAUGACCGAUAUAAAUGUUAUUAAUAUUUUUUGAUUAUACUCUUAAAGAAUUACUUGUACAGAAUCUACUAUUGUAUAAUUUCAAAUUAUUUUAGCAAGAUCUAGUAUUGUAUAUCUAUCGCUAUGCCAGCUUCUACUAGUAUCUGUAUUUUUUUAAAGUAUUCCAAAUACUGUUGUUGUUAAUAAAGUUGAUAAGGUAUAAAAAUAAAUGUAGUUUGUGCAUAAUUUCACGGCGAGAAGAACAAUCAGAUUUGAUAAUUUCUCGUCAAAUACUCGAUAAUAUUUUAUCAUCAAUAAAAAAUAUACAUGUCAAUAUUA
Molecule: messenger RNA, 1527 nt
Organism: Vespula vulgaris
Lineage: Eukaryota; Metazoa; Arthropoda; Insecta; Hymenoptera; Vespidae
Gene: Vha36-1
Product: V-type proton ATPase subunit D
Exons: 4
Coding region: 211-948 (245 amino acids)
Cellular component (GO): proton-transporting V-type ATPase complex
Molecular function (GO): proton-transporting ATPase activity, rotational mechanism
Source: RefSeq, a predicted model, not a curated record